GUUUGAGUCGGCGGGAGGAGGUUCUUCUAGUGCUUUCGGAAGGGUUUCAGUUGCUUAGAGCUGUUGUGUCAGGUGUCAGUACGACUACUGAGGUGGAAGUCGACUGAAGCUACAGAGGUGUCUCCCUGCUGACCGAGCCAUGUUGUGUUGGGGAAACACGUCGUUCGGACAGCUUGGACUGGGUGGCAUCGAUGAAGAAGUGGUUUUGGAACCGAGGACGUGUAAAUUCUUCCAGAGCAGAAGGGUUCAAGAUGUAGGAUGUGGUCGUAGGCAUACUGUUUUUGUGCUGGAUGAUGGUACUGUUUAUACAUGCGGCUGCAAUGAUCAGGGCCAGCUAGGACACGAAAAAGGAAGAAAACGACCCGAACAAGUUGUCGCUUUGGAUGCUCAGAAUAUUACUGCUGUUUCAUGUGGUGAGAUGCAUACUCUAGCUUUAAAUGAUAAUGGCCAAGUAUUCGCUUGGGGCCUUGCCAAAGAUGGUCAGUUGGGUUUGAUUACAACAGAAGAAUUUGUCCGAGUUCCCAGGACUUUAAAGGCUUUGGUAGAAGUACAGAUAGUACAAGUGGCCUGUGGUUAUCAUCAUUCUCUUGCUUUAUCGAAAGGAAGUCAAGUUUUCUCAUGGGGACAGAAUAAGAAUGGGCAGCUGGGAUUAGGUCGAGAUAUUGGAAAGCAACCAUCGCCGCAGCCAGUUAGAUCUUUAAAUGGUGUUCCUUUUGUUCAGCUUGCAGCAGGUGGAGCGCACAGUUUUGCACUCUCAAUCUCAGGGGCUAUUUUUGGUUGGGGAUCCAACAAAUUUGGCCAACUUGGCCUGAAUGAUGAAAUUGACAGAUAUGUUCCUGCCCGGCUUAAAUCCCUACGAACACAAAAGAUUGUCUACAUUUGCUGUGGUGAAGAUCACACUGCUGCUCUUACAAAGGAAGGUGGAGUGUUUACAUUUGGUGCUGGAGGCUAUGGCCAAUUGGGGCACAACAGCACAAACCAUGAAAUAAACCCAAGGAAAGUCUUUGAAUUGAUGGGAUAUGUAAUUACACAAAUUGCCUGUGGAAGAUGGGGGAAAUGGCUCUGGUGUCAGAAGAUGAGUCAUUGGUUCAAAACACCCAACCCCAGGCAUGCUCUUGUAGCAACAGUAUUAAUGUGCUGGUCCAUUUGCGUUUCUGGUCAGGCUGACCUGCAGGAUAUUGAGGAUGGGGACUCUGGGAUGGUAAUGGCAUUGAAUAUCCAGGAUGCUCAAAACAAUUUUUUUGUGAAAAGAAUUUACUCUGGAGGAGACCAAAGUUUUGCAUAUUUGCAGAAUUCCAUGCCACCAGAUGACCUCAGAUUUCCUAAUCCGUCAAAACACAUACUAACAAUAAAUGAGCCAGUCAUCCAGAAAUGGAUGAGCUUUCCUCCAGGAAGGAUUCCUUCAGAGGUAGCCAAUGAAAUCGAUACUGUGUUCUCGUCAGAGGGCUGCCUAAAUGGAAGCUUUCUUGCCUAUAGCAAUGAUGAUCAUUAUAAAACCAGUUCCAAGUACUCAGGGAUUGACAUGAAUGCAGCUAGAUUACUAUUCCAUAGACUGAUACAGUCUGAUCAUCCUCGUAUUUGUCAACAGAUUGCAGCUAGCAUGGAGAAAAAUUUAAUUCCAAAUCUUUCCAAAUCCCCACCUGAUAUAGAAGCCUUGAGGAUCUACAUUACUCUUCCAGAGUGCCCUCCCAUGAAUGACGCCAACAAUUAUGUGACAUUAGCUAUUCCAUUCGCAAUGGCUAUUAUAAAAUUGGAAAAAAUUCCACUGAAAGUGCUUGAAAAUUGGUGGGCAGCACUGGAACCUGCUUUCUUUAAGAAGGUUGUGGAACUUUAUAAGGAUGUUGUAGUAUUUCUUCUGAAAUUGGCUGAGGUUGGCAUGCCUAAUUCUGAGCAAAUAACAUGGAAUAAUUUUCUAAAAACUUCUCUGGAAGUAUUGGCUAUUCUUCAUAGGGUGAAUGAGAAAGCUGGGCAGAUAAUCCAGUAUGAUAAAUUCUAUAUCCAUGAAAUACAAGACUUAAUAGACAUCAGAAAUGAUUAUGUAAAUUGGCUUCAACGUCAAGUAUAUGGAGUAUUGCCGGAUAUGCCGAUUACAAUCUGUACUUACCCAUUUGUAUUUGAUGCUCAAGCAAAAACCACAUUGUUGCAGACCGAUGCCAUGUUACAAAUGCAGAUGGCAGUUGACCAGGCACACAGACAAAACUUUUCAUCCUUUUUCUUGCCUGUGGCUGAUACAGUUAAUCCUUGUCUUGUGCUGAUUGUACGAAGGGACCAUAUUGUUGAAGAUGCUGUGCAAGUAUUGAGAAAAAGCAAGAACGUUGACUUCAAGAAACCAUUAAAGGUUAUUUUUGUUGGAGAAGAAGCUGUGGAUGCUGGAGGAGUCCGUAAGGAAUUUUUCCUCUUGAUUAUGAGAGAUUUAUUGGAUCCUAAGUAUGGCAUGUUUCAGUAUUAUGAAGAGUCCAGGCUUAUCUGGUUUUCAUAUCAGACCUUUGAAGAAAUUGAUUUAUUUCAUUUGAUUGGUGUCGUUUGUGGUCUUGCCAUCUACAACUUCACAAUCGUUGAUCUGCAUUUUCCAUUGGCUUUGUAUAAGAAACUCCUAAAUCAGAAGCCUACUUUUGAUGAUCUGAAGGAACUAAUGCCUACUGUUGGCAGGAGUAUGCAGCAGCUACUUGAUUACCCAGAAGAUGAUGUGGAAGACAUGUUCUCCCUCAACUUCACAAUUACAGUAGAAACGUUUGGUCUAACCGAAGUUAAAGAGUUGAUUCCGGAUGGCAGCAAUAUUCCUGUAACCAAAGAUAACAGACAUAAAUUUGUGGAUGCAUAUGUCGACUAUUUGUUCAACCAGUCAAUUGCUCCAUUAUUUGACGCUUUCUAUGAAAGCUUUCACAAAGUAUGUGGAGGGAAAGUACUUCAACUCUUCCAGCCUAAUGAACUGCAGGCGAUGGUUACAGGAAAUACAAAUUAUGAUUGGAAAGAAUGGGAAAAGAAUACUGAAUAUAAAGGAGAAUAUUGGGCAGAACAUCCUACUAUCAAAUUCUUCUGGGAAGUGUUCCAUGAACUACCUUUGGAAAAGAAGAAACGUUUUCUGUUGUUUCUAACAGGUAGUGACCGAAUUCCAAUCCUUGGUAUGAAGAGCCUCAAAUUUAUCAUUCAACCAACUGGAGGUGGAGAUGAUUACCUUCCAGUAGCGCACACCUGUUUUAAUCUUCUGGAUCUGCCAAAAUACACAGACAAGGAAAUCCUUAAAGCCAAACUAGUUAAAGCCAUAGAUCAUUAUGAAGGUUUCAGUCUGGUAUAAAAAAGGAAGAAAAUCUUUACUAUUUUUGACUUUUGAGCUGAGGAAAGCCUUUGGAAAGUACACGUUUUCAAGAAAUGCUGUGGAGGAGAAAUAUAACUGAACAAAAUACAGUAAAGAGCUUGCAAUGUCAAAUUAGCAAUUUGUAUAGAAUCAUGUAUAUGGUUAUUCUACAUAUUAAAAUUACAUUUACAAAUUAUGCUUAUCAAUGUUCUUAAUAACAUCAGAAGAAAUAGUGUUACCUUGCUCUUUAGGUAGAAAGUCUACUGGAGCUCUGGGAGACGUAAGUGCAGAUGCAUGAAAAAUUCACCUUUAAUUUUUUUUCAAUAUGUUAACAAAAACAAAUUCAGUUGCCUGUUUUUAUAUAAAAUUAGUUGAGAUCCAUAAACAAUGUUAAGAUUUUUAUCAUAGGGUAAAAGCUUUGAAAAAAAGUAUGUACACGUUAUGGCACUGGCAUGCUGUAAAUAGGAGCUUGUGUUUAUAAAGUCUACUUCUGAACCUCUUCAAUCCUUUGUAUAAAUCAUUUGAGAAUUUGGGUGUAAUUACUUAAAUUAUGAGCCUGUGUAUUCUGAUCAGUUUGUUCCUCACUGGAAUCUUGGCACAAAUUUAGCUAAGACCUAUGCAGAAGUAGGUAACAGGCAUAGUGUCAAGGAUGAGUUCAAUCCGAAAACUUCAAACACAGAUUAGAUGGAACAAUCACAGUAAAGGAUCUCUUCGUUCUUAUCCUAAAAAUUUAUUUCCAUAACAUUUUGAAUCCACAGAAUUCAUUUUUCUAGGACUCAUAUUUUAACAAAAAGGUAACUUUCACAAAAGACAACUCAGAUUAAUGGGCAAGAAUAUAUGUUAAAAUUAUUUUUGUAAUAAAUACAUAAGUAUGAUGAAAGAGUAUGAACUUAAAACUUCUAAAGCUGAGCUCUAGUGUUUAGAGCUUUUUUUGAUUUUGUAGUGCAAAGCUACUUGUUCAAAUACCAAUUGCUAACUUGCAUAUUUCCAGGACAAAAUAUUUUUUACCAAAUAAAAAAUGCAUUGUUUGUUGAUUGAAUGUUUCAACGAUUUAGAAAUUUCAUUGUGUAACUUAUUUUCUAGUAAAUUUGGAGAGUUGUUGAGUUUUAUCUUGAUCCAUUUGAGGAAAUAUGUAGAAGAGUACAAGUUUGAAUUAAAAAUU
Molecule: messenger RNA, 4457 nt
Organism: Mobula hypostoma (lesser devil ray)
Lineage: Eukaryota; Metazoa; Chordata; Chondrichthyes; Myliobatiformes; Myliobatidae
Gene: herc4
Product: HECT and RLD domain containing E3 ubiquitin protein ligase 4
Exons: 24
Coding region: 140-3295 (1051 amino acids)
Biological process (GO): ubiquitin-dependent protein catabolic process; protein polyubiquitination
Cellular component (GO): cytoplasm
Molecular function (GO): ubiquitin protein ligase activity
Source: RefSeq, a predicted model, not a curated record